AUGGCGGGCGAUUGCCACAGUUAUCUCGAAGAAGUUCUGUGGGUGGGAGGGAGUAAGAUUCGCCCCAGAGUGCUCCACAACAAGCGUCGGAACGGUGUCUCACUUGAUUGGCAAAUCCAGCUGGCAACAGUGGAAGCACGCCAUCAUUUCAGUGCAACUCUUUCAGAGUGGGAUAAAGUGCUCCGCGCUGCCACCUGUGGUUUCACGGAAGAGUGGCUUUGA
Molecule: messenger RNA, 222 nt
Organism: Paracoccidioides lutzii Pb01
Exons: 1
Coding region: 1-222 (73 amino acids)
Source: RefSeq, a predicted model, not a curated record